Molecule: messenger RNA, 1986 nt
Organism: Cryptococcus deneoformans JEC21
Lineage: Eukaryota; Fungi; Basidiomycota; Tremellomycetes; Tremellales; Cryptococcaceae
Product: expressed protein
Exons: 8
Coding region: 950-1513 (187 amino acids)
Source: RefSeq, a predicted model, not a curated record
UCUCUCAAUUUUUUUCUGGUGGAAAAGUUAAUUAGACCGUGAAACACGCUCGUACAACAUCCUGAACAAGGUAAAACCGAAGGAACAAUGAUGGCUGACAACUAAAACAGUAAAAUGUUGGAUAGGCAUUACUUCAGUUUACAUGAUCUCUUCAUGAUCCAACGAAUUUUCGUUUAAGAGUGGAUGCCUCCAUUCUACCACAUUUACUCUCUUUUUGAACACUUUCAUUUCCCUUCAUUGUCAGCGCUUUUGUCCAUAAAACACAAUCUCGCGACCCUCCUCUUCAAGGCAACUUUAUUAGCCAAUCCAGGUUAAUUCGUAUUUCUCCAAUCCUUGAUCUUCCGGAUACUUUCUUGUUGCCACCACAGCUUUCAGCACCUCCUACACAUCGCUGUCGCCAUCUAUAUUACUAUCCUCUCCAAAAAAACCAAUUGUUAUACGUUCAUCGCACUCUUUUUUUCGACACAGCUGGCUGGCGCCUGGCCCAGGUCCAGCGGAAGUACAGUCAUCUUUUCUACGACGAGUGCCAACAUAUACUCAAGCUAUUGGCUGAAUCCCAGUGACUCGCCUCAAAUCCUACCGUUGAGAUUAAAAAGAGCUCAAGAUCAGCAAGAACCCGAUAUAACAUUUGUUCUGUUGUUGAAGCUACAUUAGGUGCGAAUCAAAGCCUGUAACAAGGUCUCUAUUGUGGCAGACGUAAACCGCAUUGCAAAGUUGCUUCGAAAUUUGAAGAAACUCUCAACCAGGCGGCAAUACUUUUGAGAAUCGUAUGUUCAUUUUGUCUUGCGAUUCGACGUGGUGUAGAGGCGUGCUAUCAAGUCAUUCAACCCUUUCGAGCAACUUCGGGCGUAUCUCAAGGUCUCAGACAACUUUGUGCUUCCUUUGCCUCAAACUGGAUACUGCGCAAUUACCCGCCAACGCCCGCAAUCAGUAAAUCAUUAAAAUCACAAUGGCGGACCCCUCUAAUCAUGUUUCUCGAAAUUUGCAUAGAACGUAUCGCAUCACUCCUAUACAACAACCUCUGAGAUCAGCGGCGUUCGAAAAAGCUUACCUUUCUCGAUUACCUCUUUCCCCCCCAUUGAUAAUACAAUUGGACUGUUGGGAUGCUCGAGGAGAGCAGAUAAUUCCUUAUGACGAGCUUCCGUUUCUAGUGUGCCACCUUUCUCUUGAAACUCAAAAUGGACAGGAUGCUGCGAUAGUGACAUCUCCUCACACCGCGCCUGUGUCGAUGCUGUACGGCACUCUUGUUGCUACGCCUGCCGAAAUGGACGACCAAACGGGUGCACAAGGCGUUUACUUUGUGUUUCCGGAUGUGAGCGUCCGCCACGUCGGCAGAUUCCGUUUAAAAGCUUUGCUGAUGAGAAUCACUGGGGGACCAGCGGUGCAUGUCUCUGUGACUCGCACGUUUGAAAUUGUUCACACCAAGGACUACAUUGCGCCUCCCGUAACCACUCUCACGAAACAUUUUGACUCUCAAGGAAUUGUACGCUUCGGUCUGCCUCGUUAUCAGUAAUGAGAUCUACGUCAACUACAUUGUUUCUCUUUUGGACUGUUUCCAGUCCCUUUUAACUCGACACCAAGCAUACAUUUAUAUACCCAGCACUUACUUUGUGCAUUGUUCAAUUACAUGUUGUAGAAAUCGUCACUUGUUCAAGCGAAUUUCAGUUCUUCCCCUAUGGACGUUUUAUAGCAAUAUAUGAUGCUACCAGUCCAAGCAAAAAAGGGCCGCUAAGGUGGCGAUAUCAAAUGCAAACCAAGAACAUGAAGGUAAUAGGUUUUAGGAGGUGUCGUCACCGCGCAUAAAGUUCUUUCAAGGAAAUAUCAUCGUUAUCGACCCUUUAUCCAAUAAUCAUGGGAAACUUGCGGUUAUGGGUAUUUCGGAGUACACUGAUAACUUGGAUGCCUCCCACAUAGUCCUUGUAUUGUCAUAGUAGAUGACCUCAGUUCUCUUUUUGAUUAUCCAUUAAUGCACUAUUUUGACUGCCA